Messenger RNA from Galleria mellonella (greater wax moth), 6055 nucleotides. RefSeq names its product TLD domain-containing protein 2 (gene mtd). Gene Ontology annotation, cellular component: nucleus. The coding region runs from base 343 to 4149 and encodes 1268 amino acids. Gene Ontology annotation, biological process: response to oxidative stress. NCBI's taxonomy places the organism in Eukaryota, Metazoa, Arthropoda, Insecta, Lepidoptera, Pyralidae. The transcript has 27 exons. The record is from RefSeq and is a predicted model, not a curated record.
CAUCAGUAGCAGUCAAAUCGCCGCGCGCCUCGCACGCAACGCACACGCGCACGCGCACAAUCGCAGUGAAAGUCGCGCGCGCAGGUUCCGCUACGAUUUCGUGCGUCGACAUCUUCGUCUAGAGUUAUUCUGUUUGUUCGUUGCGCCAGUGCAGCAGGGAAAGGAGGUCGGUGCUUGGCCACAACCCUGAACGAAACUACAGAACAGUAUAAAUACUCGGCCAGUAUUUUUGAUGUUCUUGAAGUUUUCGAACAGUCAAUUUCGAAAAUGGUGGAGCCGUAAAAAUGUUGAUAGUUCCACACAGUGAAUUAACAAAUUAAUACAAAGUGCAGUGAAAUUACAAUGAUGAGUGGUAGUGAGCCGACCUUGACCGAAUCUCCGGUGCCGUUGGCCCUGGCGCGGCUACAGGGUCGGCCAGGGCGUCUGCCCCGCGGGCUCCGCACUCACCGACCCAGCUUACCGCUCGCCAGCUUGCAAGAGGCAGCUGAUGAAACGCCACGCCGCUACAGUGAAGAAGCUUUUCCCGAUAUGGACGAUGAUGAGGCCUUCACUGAAGUUGAAGUGCCUCAGCCAUUACGUUCUACCUCCAACGGUCGAAGAUCUUCAGAUGCCACUUUCUCUGAAAGAUACAGAAAGUUGACUGAAUUCGAUGAACCACCACCGGAGUUACCUCGCCGAGCGUCCCUCGCUGUCCCAGUCGAAGGCGAAAUGUACGGUCGCAGUGACAAGGGACGGCGACGCUCGUGGGCGGCUCGUCUACAGCUUGAACGUAAGAAGAGACGGAAAUCGGGAGGCAACGAUACAGAUGAAGAAAGCGAUACUCCCUCCUCGACUCCAGUGUACGUUCGUCAAAAGCGACCGUCCUGGUGGAAUGUUUUUGUCCCUGACAAUAUGCUAAAACACAGGUCUAGACGCGCUUCGCAGCAGCUGUCCAGGAGCGCGGAGAGCAUAGACCAAUCUUUCAAGAGGUCGAAAAGUCGCUCGGUGGACCAUGGGUUCGGUGCGCCGUUUGACCUGGAGGCGCUGCGCUCCAAGGUCGAGGGCAGGUGCGAUGCUGUGCACAGAGAUGAGGACGAACAUGUUAAGAGGCUGCCGCCGCCGCCGCCCAUCAAAACCAUCACCUACACAGUACGAGACCGGGACACAUUGACUUCGGUGGCAGCACGGUUUGACACAACACCGUCUGAGCUCACCAAGCUGAACAGGCUCGCAACGCAGUUUAUCUUCCCCGGACAAACGCUUCUUGUACCUGACAAAAAGAAAGAUGGCGACAAGGACUCCGAUGGACCGUCGGAGAGCGGUGACAACACUUCUGAAUCAACGCAGGGACCCCCUAGUGAGCCUGCACAGGAAAAAGAGAUCCUGGACAGUCUACGGCCGGUGUCCCCGGAGGCGCCCAGUAGCAGUAGCGGACCUCAGAGAUUCCUCAAAAUCAACGUGCGACAUAUCACAGACGGACAGGGCGUGGUGUCCGGCGUGCUUCUAGUGACGCCGAACGCGGUGAUGUUCGACCCGAACGUGUCCGACGUGCUGGUGAUGGAGCACGGGCCCGAAUCAUACGGCGUCAUAGCACCCAUGGAGUACGUCGUCAACGCCGCCAUAUUCUAUGACAUAGCGCACAUGCGCACCCACGGACCGGACAACAACGCGCACAAAGCGGAGCAAGCGGAGAUCUAUUACAUGAACAAGUCGGAACAUUCGCCUGGCAAAGACUCGCUUCUAGUCAAAGAUGAGACAUUCCCCGAGUUGCAAGCAGCGAGCGCGGAGGGCGGCGAGGGGGAGGACCUAUGCGGCGGGGAAGAUCGUCCCGGCUCCGGCGACGAACGUGGCGGCGCCGCUUUCCCGAAAGCCUUCGAAAGGGAACUAGUCACACCUACCGCUUUGCAGCAACAAACAAUAGAAGAAAGGCGGAAAUCUUUACUGGAUCACCACUGGGCUAUACCAAGCAAAGAUAGAAUGUCAAUUGAUCAAGGAAGCGAGGUGUCCUCAAGCACCGAGCACAAAGAUGAAAGCGGGGAAGGUGGUGAGGGCGGGGAGGGCGCGGAGGCGGCGGAGGGCUCGGGCGCGGAGGAGGGCGGCGAUCGCGACGAGCGCCACGACGCACAGCACCUGGUCAAGCUCUCCUACCACGACUCCGGCAUCGAUAUACGCGAGCCGCUGUUGCAUGUCACGCCCAUCAACACCAAGAAGGAUCAUCAGACAGACAUAGAGCACGAUGAUUAUCAUCAUGAAAUCGAAACCAUAUAUGAGAUCGCGGAGCCGGACGCAGAUGUCUCUAUGUACGACAACUGGGACUGUGUCGUCACUUACGAGGCAAAAUUUCCAAGUCGAUUCGCUAAUGAACAUCGCGAUGUUGAAAUGAUGUCUAGUUCGUCCCGCGACGAGGUGUACAGCGAUGCGGACAUAGUUCUGUCUGCGGAGUGGGUACCGCCGGUGGUGGUGUCCCGCGGUGAGCCGCCGCUAUCGGCUCCGCCGUUAGGGGAGGCCGACCGGGCACCGCGCAAGCCCGCAGCUGUCUCUUUCUCGCUCGACGGCGGCCAGCAGCACCACCAGCAACAGCAACAGCAGCAGCAUCAACAACAACAACAAAAGGACGACGCCAACAAGCCUGACAAGAAGAAUAAGAUGCUCAAACGGUUGUCGUAUCCAUUGUCGUGGGUAGAGGGUCUGACUGGCGAGGGAGGGGCGCCGGGUCCGCAGAGCUCGCAGGCGGAGUCACUGCCCAGCUCCGCAGACAGCCACAAUUCCACCAGCGUCUUCUCCAAGGUCUUCAACAGCUCGCCAAUGAAUUUAGUUGAGUUCGGUACGGGAUUGUUCCUGAGUAAAACGCCGUCGGAGGAGGCGCCACAGGACGUGUUCUCGACGUCGGGACGCAGCUCACUUGGCGGUUUCGGUCGGUCGCACGCCAAGUCUACGCCAAGCUCCACCCAACCCCGUCUCGAUUACCGCAGCAUGGUGUCCGUCGACGAUAUGCCUGAUCUCUUCGCCUCUUUUGAUAAGUUGAUUCCCCGGCCAGCCAGGCCGAGUGACGACCCGCCUCUGUACCUCCGUCUGCGCAUGGGCAAACCAGCCGGCCGUCCAUUGCCACGCACCACACCGCUCAUGUCUUACGGCCGCAAGCGCAUGAAGCCCGAAUACUGGUUCGGAAUACCUAGGAACAGGGUGGACGAUCUGUUUAAGUUUUUGACCCACUGGGUGCCAGACCGGUACGGGCCACUGGGUGACGUGACCGCGCAGGGCUACGAGCUCAUCGACAGUGACACGGAAUGGGAAGAUGAUGACGCCAAGCCUGGACACAAGGGCGAAAGAACCGGCAGCUCGGGCGAUGUUUCGGACAUUACCAGAGAAUCGUGGGAGCUGCUGAAGGCGCCCUACGUGAAAUUUUACUCGAUAAUGAAGAGCCAGGCCGAAGCGUUGGGCGACUCGCUCGGCGAGGAACCCCGCCCCGAGGUACUGUCGAUGAGCGAUGAACUUCGCCGGGCGCUGUACUCAUCGGGCGCCUCCGUCGACAUGGAGUUCUCCCCGCCUGACCUCAUUGGCACCUCCGAAAUAUUCACAAUGGAACACAGAGAGAAGAUAUGCACAGUGUUACCAGCGCGUGCGCAGGGCUACAUGUGGUCAUUGGCGUUCAGCACGAGCCAGCACGGUUUCUCGCUCGCAUCCAUGUACCGGAAAAUGCAACGGGUCGACAGUCCGGUUCUACUCGUUAUACAGGAUACAGACAACAAUGUGUUUGGAGGUUUGACAUCGUGCGCUUUGCACCCCUCGGAGCAUUUCUACGGCACUGGGGAAUCUUUACUGUUCUCAUUCCAACGGGUACAGGACGAGCCUCGACGGCCUUCACAGCCUGCAGUAGAGCCAAAGAAGGAAGCUGAUAAUGAAGAGGAGCAUCCAGAAGAAAAAGGAGAUCAACCUACACAAGUAAAAACAAAAUUCAAGUAUUGGGGUUGGACUGGCGACAACAUGUAUUUCAUUCGAGGAAGCACCGACAACAUAUCUAUUGGUGCUGGCGACGGCAAAUUCGGCCUGUGGCUAGACGGGGAUCUGUAUCUGGGGCGCACCCAACGCUGCACUACGUACGGCAACGAGCCACUGACGACUCGCGAGGACUUCAUAGUCAAGAUCAUGGAGUGCUGGACCUUUAUCUGAGCGGCGAGCGCCAACCAAGCCCUCUCGCCGUCUUCCGCGACGCCGCCAUCGCCCGCACAGGCUGAAGCGCUCCACGUUUCUACUUUCAAAUCAAAUUAAGCUUUAGAUUAUCUUAUGAAAUUAGCUACGAAGAUUUGACACCUUUACAAGUCAAUCUAUUCGACUUUAGUACUGAUGAGUCUGAAAACGAUUUUGUACUCGCAUUAUGACUCGAAACGUAGGGCGCGGGUCGUGACGAUCGGCCGCAACAAAGACAGUGUCGAAACGUCUACGCGCACUUCUAGUCAAAUGUACUGAACCUGACCAAUGUUUUCACCCUCCCCGAAUUUAGAGGCGUUCGGAUGGAGUGCCGCCGCUCGGCGCCGGCGGAGCGCGCGCUGUCGCCGCCUGCCACCUCGGAGAGCAAGUGCAUUAAUCCUAGUCAAUUGUCGUUUGUAUUAAGUUGAAAAUGAUGAAAUAGGAGCUCAUAGUUAUGAACUCUCUGGUAGACGAGUAGAUCGCACCGCCGCACGAUCGUGUACGCGGUUGGCGACGGUCGCGCCUCCGCUCCGGUCGUACUUGAGCAGUUCGAUAAUGAUUACGUGUCAAUUCAUACAAAUAAUAUUGUGCAUUGUUGUUAAGGAUUAAAAGAUAUUUGUAACAAUCAAAAAUCAUUGUAUAAUGUUAUGUAGAAGUUUAUAACUAACGAAUUCAUCAUUAUAUUUAGACGCGACCUUUUAGUUUCUUCAUUGUGUCGAAUUAGUAUUUGUUGACUUCGAUAUGAUUGUGGAAUGAGGCUAGUCCGGUUGUCGUUCCAGGCUUUUAUGACCGACCUGGACUGACAUAUCAAAAAAGUAUGAUAUUGGAAGGAUCAUGAAUUGGAAACACUGUUUUUUGUGUAAAUGAUUGUGUACGUUAUGUUGUUAUGUAGCUAUAUAAAUGUAUCGAUUGUUUGUGUUGAGUCAUAAUGUUAAGUUAGUGGACAUAAUUAUGUUACACUUUCACUGUGAUUUGAUUAGUGGUUGCAUUUGAUUAUAAUAUUGAAGCAUUGUCAUUUCAUGUGUAGAUGUUUGUGGAUUUAGUUCAUUUCAUAUGGUGGAUUUAGUCUGCGAUUAAUGUUCAUUAUGUAUGUUAUGUUACGCCUACAAAAAAAAUUAACAAUUUGUAUUCCGUAAAUUCGUGAAUUGUAUAACAUUAUUUUUUAUGAUAUGCUUCAGUACAGAAAAUUUGUAGCCGGUACGUAAAAUUAAUUAAAUAGUAAAAAUAUUUUAAAUAGUUAUCUUAGAGAGCUUGAUGAAUGUAAUCGUCAUUGUGCUUAGUAAUCGUGUCACUUAGCAUGAUGUUAACUCAGAUUUAUCUGGUCGUAUAAAUUAUUUAUUUGUCAGAUGUAAGGGCAAGCUCGUCGCACGCAGCGCUGUGUUGCUCGUUUGUUGCAACGGCUUGUUUUUCGUGUAUAUAACAUUUUAUUCCUAUGUGAGAUUAGUAAAGAGAUAUAUUUUUAUGUAAAACCACGCGUUCACGGUUGUGUUGUCGACAUAAUAUACAAGCAUCGAAAAUUAAAAAUAAUCACUGUCACCAUUAUGGAAAACAGUAUCCUAUCAACUAUUAGAAGAUUCCAGUUGCGCGCGUGUGUACCCAUAAAUAAAUUAUAUUUUGACAUUGUUAAUUGUUUGCGUACAGCAGAAACAUAAUAGAUAUGAGACUUAGGUUUAAAUUAAAAUUAUAUCGGCAUAAUUAUUGUUACAAAUUUAUAAUCAUUAGACUUGUUGAGUAGCAGUGAAAAAUGUAAUAUUUAUUUUUUAUGUUAUGAUUUUCAUCUUACGAUUACUGUAGCCACAUUAUUUUAUUGGUGAUUUAUUAUGUAAUCUAAGUUGUUAAAAUGUGAAUCAAGCCAUAAUAAUUGAGAAUAUAUUCUUUUGAAAAAGAA